ACACAUGACAAUCCACACUGGAGUGAAGCCGUUCGCAUGCGAUCAGUGUGGAAAGAGUUUCAGAAAGGCGUGUACUUUUAAAAUACACCUGCGUCGUCAUUCUGGAGAAAGACCAUUUACCUGUGAUCAGUGUGGUAAAAAGUUUUAUAGGACAGAUGCACUGAAGGACCACCUGAAAGUUCCUUCAAAGGAGAAGCUUUACAUGUGUUCUUUGUGUGGAAAGAGUUUUAGUCAGUCGAGUACUUUAAAAUUACAUCAGAAAAGACACAAUAGUGUGAAGGAUCAUGUGUGCUUUGAUUGUGGGAAGACUUUUGUUAGAGAUGCUGACCUGAAAAAGCACCAGAGAAUGCACAGUGAGGAAAAACCUUACAAGUGUUCAAAAUGUGACAAGAGCUUCAAAUGGUCAGAAUAUCUGAAAAAACACGAGAGGAUCCACACUGGAGAGCAGCCGUAUCACUGCCCUCCAUGUGGGAAAAGUUUCAAUCAUUUAUCAUCUUUACUCAGUCAUACGAAAAAGAAAUGUUUGAAAUCACAGUAGUUGUUUCUACUUUGAAACAAUGGCACGGACUAGUGUUAUCACCUGGUGGAACAGCUGGUUAGCACAAAACCAAGUCAAGUAGUACGCGUGGUUACAAAAAUCGGGUGGUACGUGUGCAGUACGUGCAUACUAUUUCCUCUGCUCAUAAACAAGGCACAGCGCAUGCGUGCUCUAUGUCAGCAGCACCACACGUCCGCAGCUAUCCCUUUAAAUCUGCCCUAACCUGUUGCAAGAAGCGACAACACAAAGAAACA
This is a messenger RNA of Sinocyclocheilus grahami, 792 nucleotides long. Its product is annotated as gastrula zinc finger protein XlCGF7.1-like. Gene Ontology annotation, biological process: regulation of gene expression. Gene Ontology annotation, cellular component: nucleus. Bases 5 to 538 code for a protein of 177 amino acids. The record is from RefSeq and is a predicted model, not a curated record. The transcript has a single exon. Lineage: Eukaryota; Metazoa; Chordata; Actinopteri; Cypriniformes; Cyprinidae.